AUGCUUCUCAAAGCAUUAUGCAUUAUCAAUGCAUUGAUUAUUGGCAUCAUCAAUGCAGACAUUCUGUCUGAUCCAAACUACCGGAUUUUCAGAGAUAUAUCCGCUAUCAGACAAAGAAGCUUCGAGCGUCCGGUGAAAAAUGUAUCAACAACGGAAUUGCCAACAUACUAUGAAACUAAUUAUAACAUUUCCCGACGUGUUAAAAGGCAAGCGUGUGCAUCUAGUUGUGCUCCACUGGAGAAAGCUACAACUCCUGCAUAUGAAGGUCUUAUUGCUACAGAGAACUUUUACAUUACCUACAGCACUGACGGUUCUGGAUGCCCGAUUGCAGAUUUGACAUGUGUUGGAGGAGACAUGGCUACACUUGAUUAUUUGGAUCAAAAUGGAGAUAUAAUUACGCUGGGCGACGGUGGUGAUGAUUACAAUAUUUUGGAAGCACAGCUGAAAUGUUUUGCAUUCGGAUGGGGUGCCGCUACGGCUACAGAAGUUAUUGAUGGAAACAGUUUGAACUGUAAUGUACUCACCGACAUUCCUGUAACAACAACAACGUCGACAACGUCGUCGACAACUACAACAACAGCAACCAGUACAACUGAGUCCACAAGCACUUCGACUGAUUCUACUACAACCGAGUCUACCACAGAAUCAACUACGGAGUCUACUAGCACAUCCACUGAUUCUACUACAACCGAGUCUACCACAGAAUCAACUACGGAGUCUACCAGCACAUCCACCGAUUCUACCACGACCGAGUCGACAAGCACUUCCACUGAUUCUACUACAACCGAAUCAACCACAGAAUCAACUACGGAGUCUACCAGCACAUCCACUGAUUCUACCACGACCGAGUCUACCAGCACUUCCACUGAUUCUACUACAACCGAGUCUACCACAGAAUCAACUACGGAGUCUACCAGCACAUCCACUGAAUCUACUACAACCGAGUCUACCACAGAAUCAACUACGGAGUCUACCAGCACUUCCACUGAUUCUACUACAACCGAGUCGACAAGCACUUCCACUGAUUCUACUACAACCGAGUCUACCACAGAAUCAACUACGGAGUCUACCAGCACAUCCACGGAUUCUACCACGACCGAGUCUACCAGCACUUCCACUGAUUCUACUACAACCGAGUCUACCACAGAAUCAACUACGGAGUCUACUAGCACAUCCACUGAUUCUACCACGACUGAGUCAACAACAGAAUCAACUACGGAGUCUACCAGCACAUCCACCGAUUCUACUACAACCGAGUCUACCACAGAAUCAACUACGGAGUCUACCAGCACUUCCACUGAUUCUACUACAACCGAGUCUACCACUGAAUCAACUACGGAGUCUACCAGCACAUCCACUGAUUCUACUACAACCGAGUCAACAACAGAAUCAACUACGGAGUCUACCAGCACAUCCACUGAUUCUACCACGACCGAGUCUACCACUGAAUCAACUACGGAGUCUACCAGCACAUCCACUGAUUCUACUACAACCGAGUCUACCACAGAAUCAACUACGGAGUCAACCAGCACAUCCACUGAUUCUACCACGACUGAGUCAACAAGCACAUCCACUGAUUCCACCACGACCGAGUCGACGAGCACUUCGACUGAUUCUACCACAACUGAAGUUACUACUACUGCGUCUGACUCUUCAACGACAGUGCCAAGAACUGCAUGCUGUCCAUCUGGAGGUUUCUGGAGUGAAUGGACUGCUGACGCUCCUUGCGCUACAACAUGUGGAUCUUGUUCACAACAAGUCUACAGACGUGUUUGCCUUACUGAAGCUGAUUGUGGAGCAUGCACGGGAGCUGAUGUCAAGAUCCAAAAUUGCAAUGUCGGAGUCUGCUACUUCCCUCUUGAUUCUUGCUGUGCUGGCUAUACCGCUACUGUUUCCGGAACUCUUCAUAUUUGUGGCCCACAGCCAACUACAACAACUCCAGCCCCCAACGAUGAGACAUGCUGUCCUCUUGAUGGUAUUUGGGGUGCUUGGGGAGAAUGGUCGGUAUGCACCGGUACAACUUGCGGCAACUGUGGCGGUUCUCGUACUCGCACAAGAGUAUGUGCAUCGGAUUCCUUCUGCUCGUGCAACGGCGACACCACCGAAUCUGAAAACUGUAGAUUAUUGAGCAGCUGGUCAGAAUGGACGACAACUGGAACAUGUAAUCAAACGGCGUGUGGUACUUGCCAAACGUUGACCUACACCAGAACUUGCUUGAAGACCAAUGGAUGUUUCUGUAUGGGAAGCGCUACCAAGACGGAUUACUGUAGCAGAAAACCUUGUGCAACAGGAACGGCUUGCUGUAACAGCCUCACCGCGCAAACUGUCGACGGAGUUUCUAUCUGUGGACCUGUGGAAGCUGCUGAAGAUGAGACCGAUCCAGUUCCAUGUACAACUACUACACCAGCUUGUUGCGUGCUCGGAGGCGUUUGGUCUGAAUGGUCAUCUGGAGAUGCUUGUAACGAUACCUGUGGUAAUUGUGGAGUGACAACUUUGUCUAGAGUUUGUCUCUCGCAAGACUAUAAUUGUGCAUGCAGUGGAAGCACUACAAAACAAUCUGAAUGUGCUCCUGCUCCGUGCCCGUUCCCAAGAACUUCUUGUUGUGGAGCUAGAAAGAAGGUUAUUGUUGGAAGAACGUUCGAAUGUUCUAGUGCCGAUGACUCUGACGCCGCACCAUCAACCCUGUGUGCAGUUGAUUGCUGUCCGGCUGCCGGAGGAUACUGGUCAGAGUGGACCACCGGAGGCUCUUGCCCAACAACUUGUGGAUCUUGCUCUACAGUAACUCAGAAACGUGUCUGCAUGUCGCCGUCGACUUGUCCUUGCCAAGGAGUCUCGUCUCGAUCUGUGAACUGUGGUAUCACAGUCUGCUACUUCCCCGAUGAUUCGUGCUGUGCCGGAUAUUCGGCAACCGUCAGUGGAACACAACAUAUCUGUGGACCACAGCCCAACUACACUACUCCAUACGCUCCUUACGACCCGACCUGCACAGACAAUUGCUGUCCGGAAACUGGAAUCUGGUCUGAUUGGACAUCAACUCCGAACCAAUGCAGAGAUUAUUGUGGAUCAUGCGGUAACCAGACUAGAACAAGAACUUGCACAUCGGAUGCUGAUGGAUGUCCUUGCCAAGGACCAACUACGAUCACAGAGCCUUGCGGAACUGGUGUCUGCUAUUUCCCAAGAUUAAGUUGCUGUCCUGGAUACACAGCCACUGUGGAAGGAAACCAACAUAUCUGUGGACCUUUGACAACUGCCGUUGCCGAUCCAGAUAAGCUGAACACUUGUGGAGUAUCGUGCUGUCCAUCUGCAGGAAUCUGGGGAGAAUGGGUCAGCGUUAGUGGGUGCAACGACACUUGCGGAUCGUGUGGACAAGAAACUCGUAAGAGAAAGUGUCUGUCUCUUCAAUACGGAUGCGCGUGCACAGGUAAUGCCACUGACACAAGCGUCUGUGCCUCAAGUGUCUGUCUCUUCCCAAGAACAUCCUGCUGUACUGGAUUCAAGAAAAUGGUUAACAUCACUGGUCGUACAUUCUACUGUGGACCGCUUCCUGUUGUGCCAGCAUUCAAUCCUGAGCAGACUACUUGCUGUGAUCCUGAGAAAACUGGACUUUGGAACGACUGGGGCGCCUGGACUACUUGCAGUGCCACUUGUGGAGGAUGUGGAACACAGACUAGAAGCCGAACAUGCGCAUCAGCUCCAUACGGUUGCCCUUGCACAGGAGAUCUGACUGAAACCCAAUCGUGCGCAAAACAAGUUUGCACAACUGGCGCUCAGUGCUGCGCUGGCAAGUUCGUGGCCACCGGAUACGACGGUGCACAAUACUGCCAGGACAACACGCCGGAAGUGUGCACGGGAACCUGGACAGAAUGGGCAACGCUGGAAGGAGCUGUGUGCAAUGAUACUUGCGGAAAUUGUGGAAUAAUACCAACGUCCCGUUAUUGCUUCCCAUCGGGCUGUCAGUGCAGCGGAGCCUACACCGGAACUCAAGCAUGCGCCAACUCGGUCUGUCUCUUCCCAAGAACUUCUUGCUGUGCUCCAUACAAGAAGAAGAUUGUUGGCAAGACAUUCGCGUGCGCCUAAAAAAUUAAUUCUCAUGUAGACCACCCAAACCGACUUAGCCCAAACUUCACCAUCUAGUGUUUGAACAUGAAGAUUGCAUUUGAAAAAUGUCUUGUAUGUACUUA
Messenger RNA from Caenorhabditis elegans, 4181 nucleotides. It is a transcript of the gene Y8A9A.2, whose product is annotated as Flo11 domain-containing protein. The record is from RefSeq and is marked reviewed. The transcript is spliced from 18 exons. Bases 1 to 4077 code for a protein of 1358 amino acids. NCBI's taxonomy places the organism in Eukaryota, Metazoa, Nematoda, Chromadorea, Rhabditida, Rhabditidae.